AUGCAGAUAAUUAGUUCGUGGUCGUCGGAACCUCCUACAUCGAACUUGAUGUCUGUUCAUAUCUGUCUAUCUAUCUUAGCCUGUUCAUAUCUUUCUAUUUAUCUACCUGCAUCAGACUGUUCAUAUCUAUCUAUCAAUUUAAGCCUGUUCAUAUCAUUCUAUCUAUCUCAGACUGUUAAUAUCUCUCUAUCGCUCUCUGCCACUUCAUAUCUAUCUAUCCAUCUAUCUCAACCUCCUCUUCAUAUGUUACUAUCUAUCUUAGCCUAUUCUUAUCUUUCUAUCUAUUUAUCUCUCUCAUACAAUUCAUAUCUAUCUAUCUAUCUAUUUAAGCCUGUUCAUAUCGUUCUGUCUCUCUCAGCCUAUUCAUAUCUAUCUCUGACUGUUAAUAUCUCUCUAUCCAUCUCUGCCUCUUCAUAUCUUUCUAUCCAUCUACCUCAGCCUGUACAUACCUUUCCUUCACUCUCAGCCUGUUCAUAUCCAUGUAUCUAUCUCAUCUUGUUCAUAUCUAUCUAUUUAUCUAUCUCAGACUCCUCUUCAUAUGUUACUAUCUAUCUUAGCCUGUUCAUAUCUAUCUAUCAAUUUAAGCCUGUUCAUAUCUUUCCUUCUCUCUCAGUCUGUUCAUAUCUGCCUAUCUCAGCCUAUUCAUAUCUUACAAUCUAUCUAUCUAUCUCAUUCUGUUCAUAUCUAUCUAUUGCAGCCUGUUCAUACCUUACUAUUUAUCUAUCUGUCUCAAACUGUUCAUAUCUAUCUAUCAAUUUAAGCCUUCUCUUCAUAUCUGCCUAUCUAUCUCAGCCUGUUCAUAUCUAUCUAUCUAUCUAUCUUUCUAUCAAUUUAAGCCUGUUCAUAUUUUUCUAUCCAUCUCUCUCAGCCUGUUCAUAUCUUUCCUUCUCUCUCAGCCUUCUGUUCAUAUCUCUCUAUCCCUCUCUGUUCAUAUCUAUCUAUCUAUCUAUCUAUCUAUCUAUCUCAGCCUGUUCAUAUCUUGCUAUCUCUCUCAGCCUGUUCAUAUUCAUGUAUCUAUCUCAGCCUGUUCAUAUCUUUAUAUCUAUUCAUCUAUCUAUCUCACCCUGUUCAUAUCUAUCUAUUGCAGCCUCCUGUUCAUAUCUUGCUAUCUAUUUAUCUACCUGCAUCAGACUGUUCAUAUCUAUCUAUCAAUUUAAGCCUGUUCAUAUCGUUCUAUCUCUCUCAGCAUGUUCAUAUCUAUCUAUCUAUCUAUCUAUCUAUCUAUCUAUCACAGCCUGUUCAUAUCUAUCUCUGCCUCUUCAUAUCUUUCCAUCCAUCUACCUCAGCCUGUACAUACUUUUCCUUCUCUCUCUGCCUGUUCAUAUCUAUCUCCGACUCCUGUUCAUAUCCUUCUAUCUAUCUAUUCGUCACUCUUCAGCCUCUUCAUAUCCAAUUAUUUCAAUCUGUUCAUAUCUAUCUAUCUAUCUAUCUAUCUAUCUAUCUCAUUCUGUUCAUAUCUAUCUAUUGCAGUCUGUUCCUACCUUACUAUUUAUCUACCAGUCUCAAACUGUUCAUAUCUAUCUAUCAAUUUAA
Acanthosepion pharaonis is the source of this 1533-nucleotide messenger RNA. Lineage: Eukaryota; Metazoa; Mollusca; Cephalopoda; Sepiida; Sepiidae. The record is from the annotation of a GenBank genome assembly.